AAAGGUUGUCUUCUUUACCUUCAAAACCCUCCCUUCCUCUUCAACAUUACCUUAUCCGUAAGAAGCAAAAGCAAAGCCACCAUGUCUGCCUCUGCUUGUGCUUCGUCUUUAGUCCUCCCUUCUCUAUCACCCAAAACUCUCUCUCUCUUCACUCCAAAGCCCUUUUCGCUCUCUUUUUGUGCUCUUUCUUCAACCCCUCUCAAGCUUCAAGCGAACCUCAUUUGCGUUUCUGCUUCUAGAGGGUUUGGGAACUUGUCUUCUCGGUUCGUCCGCAACGUUAUUUCUUCCGACCUCGGACUGGGAGAGGGGGUCUUGAGCGACACUGGGGCGUCCAGUUUCUCCCCUGACCUCAAACUCUUCGUGGGCAAUCUUCCUUUCAGCGUUGACAGUGCCCAGCUCGCUGGUCUCUUUGAAAGUGCUGGAAAUGUUGAGAUGGUUGAGGUGAUUUAUGACAAAACGACUGGAAGAAGCAGAGGGUUUGGCUUUGUGACUAUGUCUACCAUCGAGGAAGUUGAAGCAGCUGCUCAGCAGUUUAAUGGCUAUGAGCUUGACGGAAGGCCAUUGAGGGUGAAUUAUGGACCCCCUCCCUCACGUGGAGAUGCUCCUAGAGGUGGCAGAGGUAGUUCAGCAGGUUAUGAUUCUAGUAACCGUGUUUAUGUGGGUAACCUUUCAUGGGGUGUUGACAAUGAUGCUCUUGAGACACUGUUUAGUGAGCAAGGGAAGGUUUUGGACGCCAGGGUGGUUUAUGACAGGGAGAGUGGAAGGUCAAGGGGUUUUGGUUUUGUAACCUACAACACUGCUGAAGAGGUCAUCAGUGCCAUUGAAUCCUUGAAUGGUGUUGAUUUGAAUGGAAGAGAAAUUCGCGUCACCCCUGCAGAAUCUAGGCCGAGGAGGUCAUUCUGAAUAUUGAAUCUUCUAAAUGGCCUGAGCCAACAACAGACUGGGGGAGUGAGAAACUGUGCAGCUGCACUGCAGCACUUCAUUGAAGAAUUUGCAUAGCACAUGCCUUUGACACAUUUGCCUCUUGGUAUGGUGUUUAGUUUUUGACAUAUAUCCCUCAAAUGGCUGGGAGAUGCAAUUAUUAUGAUUUUGUUCUUUCUGUUUUUUACUAUGUUCUGAGUACCUUAGUUCAGUAAUGGAACUGAUAUUUGUUGUAUCAUUUUCAACGUAAAUGGAUCUACUUGGUUUUUUGACUCCACAAAAA
Molecule: messenger RNA, 1204 nt
Organism: Ziziphus jujuba (common jujube)
Lineage: Eukaryota; Viridiplantae; Streptophyta; Magnoliopsida; Rosales; Rhamnaceae
Product: 29 kDa ribonucleoprotein A, chloroplastic
Exons: 5
Coding region: 82-903 (273 amino acids)
Cellular component (GO): cytosol
Molecular function (GO): mRNA binding
Source: RefSeq, a predicted model, not a curated record